This is a messenger RNA of Coccinella septempunctata (seven-spotted ladybird), 4794 nucleotides long. Its product is annotated as serine protease nudel-like. The record is from RefSeq and is a predicted model, not a curated record. Gene Ontology annotation, molecular function: serine-type endopeptidase activity; protein binding. NCBI's taxonomy places the organism in Eukaryota, Metazoa, Arthropoda, Insecta, Coleoptera, Coccinellidae. The transcript is spliced from 10 exons. The coding region runs from base 605 to 4207 and encodes 1200 amino acids. Gene Ontology annotation, biological process: proteolysis.
UACAGGUAGACGUGGUUAGAUUCGGAAGAAUCAUAUUACCUCAUCACGAAAUAUCUGGCAUAAACAUUUGACCCGAAGUCACAGAUUGUGUAACCAAAAUCGUAAAGUAGCAAGUUAGAUAUUCUUUUCUAGAUUCUAUUUAAAUGGCCAUCCAAAUUACAAAGGAACCGCUGUAAAAUUACUUUCAUGUGGGACUAGCCAUCAAGACAGCUGAAGUCCACAAUUUUAUUGUAUUCCUCUUUCUUUCGCUUCCAAUUGUUCCGCAGAUUGCAAUGAUAAAUUUUUUCAUUUUAAGAGUAACGAUUUUUCUAGCUCUGAUCUAGAUAAAUAUAUAUACUACAUACUAUAUAUGAAUUAAUACCUAUACAACUCUGGCCAUUUCCGCAUUUUCCAUUGUUCUGGUAGGAAGCGGCGUUUUUUUGGAAUCCGCCCAAGAUAAAGGAUUCAGCAGACUGAUUACCUGCAAGGAAACUAUCACAGAAGAACUGUAUCACCAUAUCAAGAACCACAUAGACCAAAAGACCGAAUAUGUCCAAUAGCCUUAGCUGUAGCAUCUUUUAUAGUUAUAAUAGUAGUUUUAACAGUGGCAGGCCUAGCUCUGUACAUGGGUGCUCUUCACUCCGAAUUCCCUAGCCCUUUAGUCACAUUCAGUUGUAGUAUAAAGGUUCUCCGUGGAGAUCGAUUUGUUGGGGCUUUACAAGACAAAGCUCGCAGAUAUGGUGUGCAAUUAAAGACACUCUAUAAAAGAAGUGUUCUUGGACCGGCUUUAGUAGAGUGCACCGUAGAUAAAUUUGGCGAAGACACUUACACCAUAUUCUUCACAUUAACUUUCGAGAGAAAACGUUUACCAAGAUCUUCUACUUCAUUAGAAAAAUUGAUUGGUGAUGCAAUUAUUGCUGAUUUAAUAUCUAAAAAACCAAUCUUCAAAAACAUUCGCUUUGCAUCAGGUAGUCUCCGUAUCCAAGAAAUCAGUCAGGCAGUGCCUCAUUCCACAAAAAUUGCUACACAUAAUGAGACAAGAAAAAAAAGUGGAGUAGUUCUAAAAACCCCAGUAUUGAAAAAUAUAUCACUUGCCAUCGGAACAAAUCCAAAGAAAAAAUCUUCAAUGGAAACAAAGAAAGCAUCAUCUGUCCAAGGAUCAUUCAAAAUAAGUAAAACCGAAGCUGAUAUAACUGAGAAACAGGACAUUACUACUAGUAAAACCAUACGUUUGAAAGUAACAACACAAGGACCCAAGCUGACACCCCCAACAAAACUAAAUAAAAUAACACCUACCGAAGAUAUGAGAACAACCGAUAAAAUAAAUAAAACUAUUUUAGAAACAAGCAGUAUCACGCCAAGAACUUUGAAGAUAACUACAACUCCACCACAACCUGAAUUCAUAAAUCUUCGAUUAUCCACUGAGAACAGUGUAACAGAAGAAACACAUUUGCCCUUCAAUUCGGAUAUCUUUGAUAAAGAACCUUGGUUGCCCUUGUAUGUCAACCACUCUGAGAACACAGGCCGCAUACCUAAUUAUAAUGAGCUCAAAACUAAAGUGGAUCCUAAUGAAGAUGUGGAACAUCCAAUCUACACAAGUUUCACAAAUCCUAGUCUGACUAUUUUUCAAGAAAAAACCAAUUCACUAGGAGUAACCAAUCUCAAAGGGCAUCCUAUUCCUGUUAAUAAAAUUGUGGGCAUGACUGAGCCAAACAAUGUCUCUUCAAGUUAUUCUCACGAGCCUCCGCCGGUAAUUCCAAAACGAAAAAGCCCGAUAACAGAGCAACAACCAUUUGGAGUAGAUGCCAAACCUACAUACAUUUCAAAUGCAAUGAUUCCUAAAAGGCAUGACAAGAUAAAAAAUAUUUCUGCGAUAUUUCACGAUUUGGUUUCAUUCAUUGGAAAUUAUGAUAUCAAGAAAGUUAGUCAACCACCCCCUAAAGGUGAAAUUGGUGUGAAUCAUGACAUGGUUGACGAUAAUGAAGAUAUAAACUUUGGGCAAGGUCAAGUUGAAGUCGUAGAAAGCGACGAAGAAACUUUAAUGAAAGCCACGACUAAGAUUCCUCUUGUAACUCUUUUACCUGUGAAAUCGAACUCUGGGAUUGGAAAACCAUUACGAAGGAGACCAUUUAGAAGAAAUUCCACUGAGCUAGAUGAAAAUAGGAGAAGUUUUGGGGAUAUUACUCCAUUAGGCAAUAUAGAUAUCCAAGCAGAAGCUACUGGUAAGAUGGCUAAUAGCCCUUCAGAAGAUUUCAAAAUAAUAAGCAUGCUCAACUUUGCACCGGAAAUAGACGAUAGCUUCACAUCAGAACAAAUGAGGAAGGCAAAAAUGGAAUCUUCAACCAAUCAACUUCCAACUGAAGAACAGUUUGAGGGUGAGCUAAUUGACCAUACGUUCAAUUUAACCAAAACUGAAGGCUAUCAGCCUAAUCUAUUGACACCAGAAAAAAUCAAACUCCUCUCUGUAAUAAGCAAGAUUAACAAUAUGAAUGGUUCACAAAAUGCACAAGAAUCUGUUAUAUCUACAAAAGCUGUGAGACCUGUAUAUAAUGUGAAUAAUUUUGGUUUCAAAAUACUUAGUAAGUAUCUGAAUAGAGUUUUGGUGGAUAUGAAACAGGAACCAAACAAUCACACAAUACAGAACUGUAGCAAAGAUCACUUUGUUUGUGGGGACGGUAAAUGCCUCAUCAAGAGUGUUAGAUGUAAUCACCUGAAAGAAUGUUCUGAUGGGUCGGACGAGAAAAACUGUACCUGUGCUGAUUAUUUACGAAGUCAAUACUUGAGUAAGAAAAUAUGUGAUGGUAUAAUCGAUUGCUGGGAUUUCUCGGAUGAAAAUAACUGUGAAUGGUGCCAUCCAGGACAGUACAUAUGCUCAAACAGCAAAGCUUGUGUAGACAAAAAUAAAAUUUGUGAUGGAGUUAAGGACUGUCUUGAAGGUGAUGACGAAAGACAAUGUGUUGGUAUAGGGCAAGAUUUGAAAGAUGCAGAGAAAUGUCUCUAUCAUAACGAAGGGUACUUAAUGAUAAGAAAAUUUGGUGAAUGGGGUAAACUUUGCACUGACAACUUGAAAAAUGUGUCCGGAGAAAAUACAACCGUUUCAUUAAAUAAUAUUAGUCAAUUAGGAAGGCAGUUCUGUUCUGCUUUAACCUACAGGAACGUCUCUUCUGUUCAUACGCUUGUAGAAGAAAACAACAAAGAUGAAGACAGAUUUUACGAGCUAGUAAAUAUUGCCAAGAAAGACAACGAAAGUUCUUGGAUGUUUUCAGACAGCACCUGUCCCCAAAAGAAUAUUAUGAGAAUUAGUUGUGAGUCCUUGGAAUGUGGUUUUCGUCCUAGAAUUGUUCGAUACAGAGCGAGGAUCGUAGGGGGCAAGAAUGCAGGCAUGGGUUCUUGGCCUUGGCAAGCAGCAUUAUACAAAGAAGGAGAAUUCCAGUGUGGAGGUUCCUUAAUUUCCGAUAAAUGGUUGAUAUCAGCGGGUCACUGUUUCUAUAAAUCGCAAGAUGAGUAUUGGGUAGCUCGAUUAGGUGCGCUUCGAAGAAGUACAGCCUUGCCAACCCCUUAUGAGCAAAUACAUCCGGUUCAAAAAAUCUUCAUCCACCCAGAAUAUGAAAACAAUGGAUUCGUUAACGAUAUUGCUUUGCUGAAACUCAAAAAAUCAGUAACAUUCAGUGAUUAUGUAAGACCAGUAUGCCUUCCGAAAGAAGGCGAGUCUCUGGAAGAUGAGGUUCAGUGUACCAUCUUGGGUUGGGGACAAUUAUCAGAAGUAGGAAGGAUCUUCCCUGAUACUCUGCAAGAGGUACAGGUUCCUGUUAUUUCAACAGAGGAGUGCAAAAAGAGAACGAUAUUUCUUCCUUUAUAUAAUAUAACAGAAGAAAUGUUUUGCGCCGGUUAUGAUAGGGGUGGACGAGAUGCUUGCUUGGGCGAUUCCGGUGGACCAUUUAUAUGCCCCGAAGAAAACGGAAGAUGGGUAAUACACGGAAUCACCAGUAAUGGCUAUGGUUGUGCAAGAGCGAAUAGACCAGGAGUAUAUACUAAAGUUUCUAGUUAUAUGAAAUGGAUUGAAGGAUUUUUAAAUCUGGAAGAUUCAAAUCCAAUAACUACAGCCAUAGAAAAGAAGGACAACAGAUGCUCUGGAUAUCGAUGUCCCUUAGGACAAUGCCUUCCACAUAGCCAAGUUUGCAAUGGGUUUACCGAGUGUAGUGAUGGCAGUGACGAAAUUGAUUGUUAGGAAAUUUUCCAUCUACCAAUGUGACCGUCAUUUUCGGUAGCAAUCAGAAAAUACAUUUUACUGUAACUAAACCACUAAGGAUUACUCAAUUGGCGUUAAUGCAUGUCCGGACUUAGUUACGUGAUAAUGUACCAAUCUAAAGUGUUCAGAUUGGUCCAUUGAUCUAAUAACCAUUCUUAUCCGCUCAAUUACCGAUAUGUAUAAUAACCGAUCACUCCUAAUGGCGAUAAUUCACAUGUAUGUUGAAACAGUAAGAUGUAUAAUUUUGAUUAUCCAUCAAACUCCUGUCUCAAGCCUUUGUUACAUUUCAUAAAUUAGUUGUAAAACAUUUAAUUGUGGCAAAGCUGUUACAACAGCAAAGUUGCAAGUAUACCGAAAACUUGUAACUGAAGACACGUUGUUUAUACUUCAAGCCAAUAUAUAACAAAAAAAAUGUCGCUGGUUCAGUGAAUGUUGCUUUCCAAAAUUAUUUAUUUGAUAGUUGUGGUGUGGUGGGGGUAAUGUUGAACGCAACAUACAUGGAACCAUCCAUAUUACAUUAACAAAAAUGUGAUGAUAUAAAGUCUAAAUAAAUACAUCCGGCCGUA